This is a messenger RNA of Diutina rugosa, 267 nucleotides long. RefSeq lists its product as uncharacterized. The transcript has a single exon. NCBI's taxonomy places the organism in Eukaryota, Fungi, Ascomycota, Pichiomycetes, Serinales, Debaryomycetaceae. The record is from RefSeq and is a predicted model, not a curated record. Bases 1 to 267 code for a protein of 88 amino acids.
AUGCUACUGAAUGCCUCCACCAGCUCGCUUGCCUCAGUAGAGGGGGGCGAGAAGGGUCUCAAUACCAAUACGUUGGAUGCUGGAGAGGUCCGAAACGGCAGUGCCGAGGAAAAGAAGAAGGUGAGCGUGUUUGACUUGCUGGAAGAGAUCCUGGCGAACUUGACCAAGAUCAACAAGUUGAUGGAGUCCCACGAAGCCGAAACCUCGGAGCGGGUGACGAAGUUGAUGAAACGGGUGGGUAAGAUUGAAGAGCUGUUCAAGCAAUGA